GACGAUGCAAAGUCCUUUGUAUCUUUGAUCUGGAUCAUCGUCCUUCGACAUGAGCGAGGAUCAAUACCAGCUGUCCUGUAAGCAGACACGAUUAGAACAUGAGAAUGGACGGUGAAGAACCGAGACAGUCGUGUUUAUAAGAGUGAGUCUUGGUCCGUGGAAAAGGAAGUACAGCAUCAGCAUCAUCACAUUCCUCUUGCAUCUCUCGAGCAAUCACCAAUCUCUUACUUUUCUACUCAACUUCGCCUGUCCCUCUUCAAGAUGUACACCCUGAUUCCCCUCGUCGUUACCCUUUUCGCCCUCUCCGCAUCAGCCGCUCCUUCUCUGGAAGCCCGCAAGAAUGUCGGCGGCGCCCCUACAGGCGGCCCUGCAUCAGCAAAAGUGACCAUCUACAGCAGCUACACUUGCGCCGCCCCAGGCACUGUACCACCCACCGACGGCAGCGCAGGAACAGCAACAACAUUCACAAUCGCAGAAGGCACAUGCACAAUCCCCACUGCCGGUUUGAUAUUCGGAGGAGCAUUGACUGCGAGUCUGACUGCCGUACCCAAAACUGGUACUGUUGGCUGUUAUGUUCUUGGACAUAGUCAACAGGGCUGCGGUAUUACACUUACGAACAAUCUCUAUGGAUGGCCUUUCAGCGGAACUGCCCUUGGCAAUAGUGUUGGUUGUGGUAAUGCGCCAUCUGGCACUUCCUGGGGCGCAUUCGAGGUUCUUUGUGUUUAACAUUGUUCAUUUCAUAUCUUGAUUGACGUCGUUUGCUGGAGCACGAAUAUCUGAGCUGUUUGAGAAUUCCUUGAUCUCUAAUUCGUUCGUUCUUCCUGUACACA
Messenger RNA from Aureobasidium subglaciale EXF-2481, 830 nucleotides. RefSeq lists its product as uncharacterized. The transcript is spliced from 3 exons. Lineage: Eukaryota; Fungi; Ascomycota; Dothideomycetes; Dothideales; Saccotheciaceae. The record is from RefSeq and is a predicted model, not a curated record. The coding region runs from base 262 to 726 and encodes 154 amino acids.